AUGGAGUCCUUGCAAUUAGACUUGGCUAUAACAAAAGCUGUGACAAACGAUUUCUCUCCUGAAAACAAGUUGGGUACAUGUGGAUUUGGUGAAGUUUUCCAGGGAAGACUUCCUAAUGAACAACAAAUUGCGGUGAAGAGGCUAUCUCAAAGCUCAAGACAAGGCGAUGAAGAAUUCAAGAAUGAAGUUCUAUUAGUUGCAAAGCCUCAACACAGAAACCUUGUACGACUGUUCGGAUUUUGCUUGGAGGGAGACGAAAAGCUACUGGCCUACGAGUUUGUGACAAAUAAAAGCCUUGAUUACUUCUUAUUUGAUCCUGAAAAAAGGGGACAAUUAGAUUGGCCAUUACGUUAUAAAAUAGUGUUUAGGAUUGCUCAAGGAAUGCUCUAUCUACACGAAGAUUCUCGUCUCCAGAUCAUCCAUCGUGACCUCAAAUGUAGCAAUAUCUUAUUAGACAAUGAAAUGAACCCGAAGAUUUUGGAUUUUGGCAUGGCGAAAUUAAACUUAGGCUAA
Syzygium oleosum is the source of this 513-nucleotide messenger RNA. Its product is annotated as cysteine-rich receptor-like protein kinase 10. The record is from RefSeq and is a predicted model, not a curated record. Lineage: Eukaryota; Viridiplantae; Streptophyta; Magnoliopsida; Myrtales; Myrtaceae. Bases 1 to 513 code for a protein of 170 amino acids. Gene Ontology annotation, molecular function: ATP binding; protein kinase activity. The transcript has 3 exons. Gene Ontology annotation, biological process: protein phosphorylation.